This is a messenger RNA of Cordyceps fumosorosea ARSEF 2679, 1071 nucleotides long. RefSeq names its product mitogen activated protein kinase. Gene Ontology annotation, biological process: intracellular signal transduction; protein phosphorylation. NCBI's taxonomy places the organism in Eukaryota, Fungi, Ascomycota, Sordariomycetes, Hypocreales, Cordycipitaceae. The coding region runs from base 1 to 1071 and encodes 356 amino acids. Gene Ontology annotation, molecular function: ATP binding; MAP kinase activity. Gene Ontology annotation, cellular component: cytoplasm; nucleus. The record is from RefSeq and is a predicted model, not a curated record. The transcript has 4 exons.
AUGUCCCGCGCAAACCCUCCCAAUAACGCCUCGGCGUCGCGCAAGAUCUCUUUCAACGUCAGCGAGCAGUACGAUAUUCAGGAUGUUGUCGGCGAAGGUGCCUAUGGCGUUGUUUGCUCGGCCAUUCACAAACCAUCCGGCCAAAAAGUCGCCAUCAAGAAGAUUACACCCUUCGAUCAUUCCAUGUUUUGCCUCCGAACCCUCCGCGAAAUGAAGCUCCUCCGAUACUUUAACCAUGAAAACAUCAUCUCCAUCCUUGAUAUCCAGAAGCCCAGAGGCUAUGACUCGUUCAAUGAAGUCUAUCUCAUCCAAGAGCUCAUGGAGACGGACAUGCACCGAGUUAUCCGCACCCAGGACCUUUCCGACGACCACUGCCAAUACUUCAUCUACCAGACCCUGCGCGCGCUGAAGGCCAUGCACUCCGCCAAUGUCCUUCACAGAGACCUCAAGCCUUCCAACCUCCUCCUCAAUGCCAACUGCGACCUCAAGGUCUGCGAUUUCGGUCUUGCCAGAUCCGCCGCCUCGCAGGAGGACAAUUCUGGCUUCAUGACCGAAUACGUUGCCACUCGCUGGUACCGUGCGCCCGAAAUCAUGUUGACAUUCAAGGAGUACACCAAGGCCAUUGAUGUCUGGUCUGUCGGCUGCAUUCUCGCUGAAAUGCUCAGCGGGAAGCCUCUGUUCCCGGGCAAGGAUUAUCACCACCAGCUGACUUUGAUUCUCGACGUCCUUGGUACACCCACCAUGGAAGACUAUUACGGAAUCAAGUCUCGCCGCGCUCGCGAGUAUAUUCGCUCUCUACCCUUCAAGAAGAAGGUGCCGUUCCGCACGCUAUUCCCCAAGACGUCCGACCUGGCCCUUGACCUGCUGGAGAAGCUCCUGGCCUUUAACCCCGUGAAGCGCAUCACCGUGGAGGAGGCACUCAAGCACCCCUACCUCGAGCCCUACCACGACCCCGACGACGAGCCGACGGCGCCUCCCAUUCCCGAGGAAUUCUUUGACUUUGAUAAGCACAAGGACAGCCUGAGCAAGGAGGAGCUGAAGGCACUCAUCUACCAAGAAAUUAUGCGGUAA